GUCACAUAACAAAGUUUUACAAAAUAACACCCACAUGUGUGUGCAUGUACACUCAUGCAUACACUCGUACACCUACAUGCGUAGAGAAUUUUCCAACUGAAGGUUUCGUUAUAAGAAAUGCUCUAAUUAUAAUUCUCCAUCGAUUUGGAAACGUUAAUCAGAUCAGGAAAAGUUUAUCAAAUAAACAGCAUUCGGAAUUUAAUUACAGCUUUUCUGAUGUGUAAAAAGUCCAGAAAAUUAUCCAAUCCGGAAAUAUUUGUGUACCUGUGUACGUUUUAGAAAUGUAUCGAGUUGCACAAAGUGGGGCGAAACUCGCGGCUCUCAUGAUGAUGUAGUUUUUGACUUAGCAGCCAUUUAAGUUAAAGUUUGAUGAUAACUGAAGUGGAAUCUCCAACCUUUUGUUAUUGACAACUGUGGCUGUGGCCUGCGAAACUUUGUAAGGAAUGGAAUCAAUUAAUGAAAUCAUGGAUUCCCAGACGUUUAGCCAGGAACUGGUGGACGAUGAGUUCAUUACCGUUGGACACCAGAACCAGCACCAAGAAGCUGACUCCGAAUCCGAGUCACACAGUCUACAUGGUGUCAGCGGUGAGGCUCUUGCCAUGACCAUGCAAUCAAUGAUGUCCUCGGCGGACGGGGCUGGUGAGGAGGAGCCUAGUUCUGUUGUGAUGGUUAUUGAUGAAAUCGCGCACAGUAAUGUGCAGACAGCGUAUCAGAUUGUGCCUCAACAGCUGCAGAUUCAGGGUAGGAAUUUGCCACUACCAUUGUCGUUGCUCCACCACCAGCAUCAGCGUCAACACCAAACCCAGACCCAGCAUCAACAGCGGCAGGAGAGAAUGAUCGCCAGUAGCCCAGUGGACUUUGUUGGGUCUGAUAUUAGCUUGGAUGGAAUAGCUUCAGUGAAUACGGUGCUGUCCCAAGGGGUAUCUGUCAAACAGGAGCACAAGCUUCUUAUUGUUCGUCGAGAUCAGGAUUUCAGUCAUGUUAGAAGUCAGUCUCAGGCCAGUAAACGUCAUAAUAUGGAUGAAGACGUUUCGAACGUCGGUGUUGGAAUAAUGGAUGAGCUUUCGUCAGACGGCUUAGCCUGCGAGGAGGAAGAGGUCACACUGAACCAACAUCAUCAACACCAGCAGCUUCUAGAACAGCAGCAUCAGUAUGGCCAUUUAACGCAUCAUCAAACUCAUGGCCAAGUACAUCAAAGUAUGCACCAUCGAUCAGCUCAGCUGGCACUAGGACACAAUGGAAGCGUUCACAGCGAGGUUUUAUCGGUUAUUGUACAGUCUCACGAGGACGACAAGGAUGUGGAAGGGGAUGCGGAUGAAGACGACGACGACGAUCGAGACUCUGGUGGGCGCGGUCAAUUACUCAGUCCUGUAUUGGAGCACAGCUCAUAUCAAACAUUAACAUCUGUCAAUGAUCGCAUAUCACCGCCUGGUUUUAGUCCGACGUCGUAUGCCACGCUGACACCUAUUCAACCACUUCCGCCCAUAUCGACGAUGUCCGAUAAGUUCGCUUACUCUGGUCACAUCUCCGGAGGAGGAGGAGGAGGAGGGGGAGGUGGAAGUAGAAGUGGAGGAGAAGGCACAACCAACUCAUCCAGCAGCGCUGCAGAGACAGGAACUGUAAGUAGUGGUAAUGUCAGCUCUUCUGGUUGUAGCAACAACGAUUGCAGCUCAUUCUUAUUAUCUGGAUUAUCUGGAGUACAGUCGCCGUAUUCCUCCUACGAUAAGUUGCCCUCAAUGAUUUCUCCUCCUCCUCCACAUAACUACUCUGGUUCUCCAUCCCACGGGCUCACCGGUAUGGUAGUCUCGUGCGACUUGCAUACGCACAGUUCCUCAGUGUCAGUGCCUUCCCCAGUAACUGGUGGAUGCGUGACUCUUUCCCCGCACUCGGAUUCCCCGCAGUUGCAGAUUGGAGUUAACGUCAACGGCCAAAAGCGAGACGCGGUGACUACACAUGGACAUGCACACGGACACGGAAACGGACAUAGUCAUGGACUCCAGCUGAUACCCGUAACUUUGCAGAAACAGGUGAUAUGCCUCUCACCGACCGGUGUUAUAGGGGACAGUGUGGUUGUGAGUGAUUAUGAGUCAUCCUAUAGCGGGCAUCACCAUGAUCAUGAGCUGAUAAUGGCCACGUCUUCGUCGACAAGUUCAACGGCCGGACUUCAGCAUAGUCCAACACUCAGCCCCCACUCAGUUUCUGCCGGUUCUGUUGUUUCCAUGUCCUUACACUCCCCCGCAUCGGUUGUUACCUUGCCCAACAUUAAUGGCUCAAUACAAAGUCUCACAGCUGAAAUGCCUGUUGUUGUCUCUCUUACACCUACCCCUCCACCUGUAACGGAUGACGGGGCUGCAGGCAUGAGAAUGAACGAGAAUGACCCAAGUCAAAGACAUCAACAUUUCCUACCCAAAAGCCAAGAUAUUAGUGGCGAUCAGUGUAGUAUCCAUAACAACCCGCAUUCAGCCAACUCAAGCCAUCAACAGUCUCAUCAAAAUGGUUACCAGAACGUGCAGCAGCUGUCAAAGUCGCAUUCCCCAAAAUCCAACCCCGGCACUAGUGGAGGCGGAAGCCGAAGUGCAAAUGCAAGCGGAAGUGAUAUGGAAGAGAUCAACACAAAAGAGCUGGCUCAACGUAUCUCGGCCGAACUGAAGAGAUACAGUAUUCCACAGGCAAUCUUUGCACAGCGUGUACUUUGCCGCUCCCAAGGCACACUAUCUGAUCUGUUGCGCAACCCAAAGCCAUGGUCAAAACUAAAGUCCGGACGAGAAACGUUCCGUAGGAUGUUCAAAUGGCUGCAGGAACCAGAGUUUCAACGUAUGUCUGCUUUGCGGAUGGCUGCCGCCCAAAUACCACAGCGUACACCGAUUUCAGGGGGAACGGGGGUGAGUGGUACAUCAGGACCGACAGGGGUAACUACGACCAUAACGGCUACAGACUCGUCACCAGUUAUGCCAACAAUGACAGGAAACGGAUUGCUCAGUGGAUCCUCAUCCUCUUCUUCUUCUGGUGGUGCCGUUGCCAGUAUUGUCAAUUGUCGUCGCAAGGAGGAACCUCAGAUCGAGCAAAUGCCGCAUCCAAAGAAGCCUCGUCUGGUUUUCACCGACCUACAACGACGCACUCUUCAAGCAAUUUUUAAAGAAACCAAGAGGCCGUCAAAGGAGAUGCAAGUAACAAUUGCUCGGCAGCUGGGAUUGGAGCCUACCACCGUAGGUAAUUUCUUUAUGAACGCUCGUCGCCGAUCAAUGGACAAGUGGCGCGAUGACGAUACAAAGAAUGCAUUGCAUUCCAUGCAGAGCCGUCAGCAACAACAGGAUCAUAACCAAAAUCCAAGCAAUAAUUUAUCACAUGCAAACUAUGCAAAUAUCCAUACGACAGCGAUGUCACCGAUUGGCGCUUUUGAUGACGAAGCUGAUAUGGAAUUGGAGCUGGACAACAGCCACGAUUUUGACUUAGUUGACGAUCAUGGGGAUAAUAGUGACGAGCAUGGCGAUAUGUUGUGACAGCAUAGCCGAU
Molecule: messenger RNA, 3513 nt
Organism: Drosophila persimilis
Lineage: Eukaryota; Metazoa; Arthropoda; Insecta; Diptera; Drosophilidae
Gene: onecut
Product: homeobox protein onecut
Exons: 4
Coding region: 444-3500 (1018 amino acids)
Biological process (GO): regulation of transcription by RNA polymerase II
Cellular component (GO): nucleus
Molecular function (GO): RNA polymerase II cis-regulatory region sequence-specific DNA binding; DNA-binding transcription factor activity, RNA polymerase II-specific
Source: RefSeq, a predicted model, not a curated record